Molecule: messenger RNA, 2605 nt
Organism: Cornus florida
Lineage: Eukaryota; Viridiplantae; Streptophyta; Magnoliopsida; Cornales; Cornaceae
Product: probable LRR receptor-like serine/threonine-protein kinase At5g10290
Exons: 14
Coding region: 275-2098 (607 amino acids)
Biological process (GO): protein phosphorylation
Molecular function (GO): ATP binding; protein binding; protein kinase activity
Source: RefSeq, a predicted model, not a curated record
UCCACGACCGCGACUGGGACUAGAGAGAGAGAGAGUGUAUAGAGAGAGAGAGACAUGUAAUAAUUGCAGAGCUUCUUAUAUUUCCCAAAUUUACAGAUAAUACAUCCAAGAAGCUUCUUUUAGAUUCGAUGCAAAUACACUCACUUCUCAUCUAACAAAGCCCUAAUUUUGUUUCUUCUAAAAGAUAGAUUUGAGCUGGGUAGCUUUUACGAUUCGCUAUCAGUUUGCUUUGAUGAGGAGGAAUAACAUUUUAUGUUGAACCAAAUAACUGGGAAUGAUGAAGAUGGAAUUGGUUUAUGCAAUUCUAAUAUUGGCAUAUUUGCAUUCUUUUGUAUUGCCGGAUGAGCAAGGAGACGCACUCUAUGCAUUGAGGAUUUCACUGAAUGCUUCAUCUGAUCAGCUCUCCGAUUGGAACACAUAUCAAGUUAACCCCUGCACUUGGUCCAAAGUUGCAUGUGACCCGAGUAAUAAAGUCACUUCCGUAUCAUUGACAUCCAUGGGACUUUCUGGAUUCUUGUCCCCUAAAAUAGGAGUUCUGAAGACUCUGUUGACACUUUCAUUGCAGGGAAAUGCAAUAACUGGCCGGAUACCAAAAGAAUUUGGAGAUUUGACAAGCCUGACAACGUUGGAUUUGGAAAAUAAUCGUUUAACUGGUGAAAUUCCAUCUUCCCUGGGCAAUCUCAAGAAGCUUCAGUUCUUGUAUUUAAAUCAAAACAAUCUCACAGGGACCAUCCCUGAGUCACUCUCAAAUCUUACAAACUUGAUUAGUAUUCAGCUUUCUUCAAAUAGUCUCACCGGUCAAAUACCCGAGCGUUUAUUUCAAGUUUCAAAAUACAAUUUUUCAGGGAACAAUUUGAAUUGUAGCUUAAAUUUCACUCACAUUUGUGUAUCUGAUAAUGGAGGUGCUUUGCGUAGACCAAAAACUGGAAUAAUAGUUGGGAUUGUAGGCGGACUUCUAGGUUUUCUUGUUUUUGGUGGUGUGCUGUUGUUUUUGUGGAAGGGCAGGCAUAAAGGCUACAGGCGUGAAGUUUUUGUAGAUGUUGCAGGUGAAGUUGACCGCAGAAUUCCGUUCGGACAAUUGAGAAGGUUUUCAUGGAGGGAAUUACAGCUCGCCACAGAUAACUUUAGUGAGAAAAAUGUACUUGGACAGGGAGGCUUUGGAAAGGUUUAUAAAGGAGUGCUUUCAGAUAACACAAAAGUUGCUGUGAAACGGUUAACUGAUUAUGACAGUCCUGGUGGAGACGCAGCAUUCCAGCGUGAAGUUGAGAUGAUAAGUGUAGCUGUUCACAGGAAUCUAUUACGGCUAAUUGGGUUCUGCACAACUCCAACGGAACGCCUUUUGGUGUAUCCCUUUAUGCAGAACUUAAGUGUUGCAUAUCGUCUUCGAGAGCUUAAACCUGGGGAGCCUAUUUUAGACUGGCCUACAAGAAAACGAGUGGCUUUAGGCACUGCACGUGGGCUGGAGUACCUUCACGAACAUUGUAAUCCAAAAAUUAUUCAUCGAGAUGUUAAAGCCGCUAACAUAUUAUUGGAUGAAGAUUUUGAAGCAGUUGUUGGUGACUUUGGGCUGGCAAAGUUAGUGGAUGUGAGGAAGACUAAUGUGACAACCCAAGUUCGUGGAACAAUGGGUCACAUAGCACCUGAAUAUUUGUCCACUGGAAAGUCUUCAGGAAGGACUGAUGUUUUCGGUUAUGGGAUUAUGCUUCUGGAGCUUGUAACUGGUCAGCGGGCUAUAGACUUUUCACGCCUGGAAGAAGAAGACGAUGUUCUAUUGCUUGACCAUGUCAAGAAACUGGAAAGAGAAAAAAGAUUAGAUGCUAUAGUGGACCGAAACCUAAAUAGGAACUACAACAUACAAGAAGUGGAGAUGAUGAUUCAGGUUGCAUUGCUCUGCACACAAUCUUCACCGGAGGAUCGUCCAGCAAUGUCAGAGGUGGUCCGGAUGCUGGAAGGAGAAGGGCUGGCUGAGAGGUGGGAAGAAUGGCAGCACGUUGAAGUUAACCGUAGGCAGGAGACUGAGAGACUACAGAGAAGAUUUGACUGGGGAGAAGAUUCAAUACAUAAUCAGGAUGCGAUUGAGUUGUCUGGUGGAAGAUGAGACAGCAUGUUAUACUCCCAAUGUCGUCUUUGAAUGGACCUGAAGAUCUUGUUGAGGUCAGAGACGCUUUUCGAUUUGAGUUUUUAGGAUCAUCAACGGUAUUUGCAUUCUUUUUUCUACCUUGAACAUUAUGGGCGUAGGGAUGCACACGGUUCGGUGCGAAAUUGGAAUUAUUCUCAGCAGAUUCUAAAAAUUGGAACUGAGACCAAAAUUGUUGUGACAUAAAUCAGAACCGAACCGAACCAACGGUUAGUGACAGAUCAGGUAACCAAAUCAGUAGUGAAUUACAGAGUUUGUAUUUUGUACACAUUACACAUCCUAAAUGUCAUUUUAAUAUGUACUGAUAAAUUUUGUACGCUCUGUAACCUCUGUUUUUUGUUUUUAUUUUUGGUUGCUACCAAUCUACGCCCAACCUUCUUACCACUAGAAUCAAUAACCAAGGUCCGUUUUAGUUUGAUCGCCAAGGUCGUAUGUUAUGUUUGAUUUAAUUGUAUUGCAUUCUGAAUC